AUGGAUCAUGUGACUGAAAAUGCCAUCGGGAAUCUCAGUGAGACGACACCGAGCCCCACGCCUACCACAGCUCCUUCGACUACCACAGUUUCCCCGAGCCCCAGUCUUGCUCCUCGGUGUCAGGAGAACCGGGUGAUGCUGGAGAACAGCACAGGCUGCGCUUGUCCAUCUGGAAUGGUGAAGGAUGGGGACAACUGUGGCUGCCCCGCGGGCUUCACUCUGGAGCGGGGAGCAGGGUGCAAAGACGUCGAUGAGUGUGAAGUAGAGGGGCCAGGACCGUGUGGUCCCCGUGCCAGCUGCACUAAUAGCCCCGGCUCUCACUCAUGUAGCUGUCUCCGUGGUUACCUGAUGGGUGCUGGAGGGUGCCAGGAUAUAGACGAGUGUGCGCUGGCUGCAGUGACGGGCCUGCAGGCCUGUCGGGGUGACGCUGAAUGCAGAAACACCCCCGGGUCCUUCACCUGCUCGUGCCCUUCCGGAUAUGUAAUGGCUCUUAAUGGAAAAAGCUGUGCAGACGUGGACGAGUGCAGCUUCGAGGAGCUGUGUCGCCGCGAGCUGGGGAACGUGUGCGUGAACACUCCGGGCAGCUUCGUGUGCCAGUGUCAGCCGGGCUUCAGAGCAGAGGCUCCGGCCUGUGUUGAUGUGGAUGAAUGUGCGGAGAGUCCUGCGGUGUGUGACGGUCAAGGCGUGUGUGAGAACACGCUCGGGAGCUACAAGUGUGUUUGUCGACCAGGUUACCGGGGAAACGGCACACACUGCGAAGAUGAGAAUGAGUGUGCAUCCGGUGGUCACGGCUGUGACACCAACGCUCGUUGUGGCAACAUCAUUGGUUCCUAUUUCUGCCAAUGCUACCAGGGCUACAAUGGAGACGGACACGCUUGUUUCGACGUUGAUGAGUGCGCUCUAGACAACGGCCACUGUCAACACAACUGCUCCAACCGACCAGGCGGGUACAGCUGCCAGUGUGACGCGGGCUACCAGCUGGACAAGGACGGACUCAACUGCACUGAUGUGGAUGAGUGUCUGGCACUGAGUGGGACCUGCGAGCAUAUUUGCAUCAACACUCGGGGAUCUUUCCAGUGCUCCUGCAGGCCCGGCUACCAGCUGCACAUUGAUGGCCACACCUGUGUGGACAUUGAUGAAUGUAAACUCCAGAGUGGAGGCUGCUCUCACAUCUGCACCAACUCUCCGGGAGGACACACCUGCCACUGCCCUCCUCCUCUUCUGCUGGACACAGACAACCUCACCUGCAGCAAUGUUACAACCUGCAAGCUGAGGAACGGAGGUUGUGACCACAUGUGCUCAGUGAGGGCUGAGGGCCAGGUCCAGUGUAGCUGUCCGGCGGGCUGGAAACUGGGCGAGAACCAGAGGAGCUGCGUGGAUGUGAAUGAGUGCGGGGACUUCACAAACGGAGGUUGUGAGCAACUGUGUGUGAACCACCCGAGUGGGUUUGACUGCACCUGCAGGGUUGGGUACCAAGUGCGAACCGAUGACAUCACCAAGUGCCAGCCUGUGUGUAACCCUGACUGUCACAACUACGGCGUGUGUGUGGCCCCAAACAGCUGUGACUGUCCUCCAGGCUACCCUGGACUGGGCUGCUCAGCCAUGUGCUCCCCACCCUGCGCCCACGGAGGUACCUGUAUGCGCUGGAACAAGUGUGUGUGUCCUCCUGGCUGGACCGGAGCAGGCUGCCACACAGCGGUGUGUGAGCUGCCCUGCGCUAACGGUGGUCGUUGUGUGGGGCCUGAUACCUGCCAGUGUCCCUCUGACUACACCGGCCCCCAGUGCCUCUUACCCCUGUGCACUCCUGCCUGCCAAAACGAGGGAACAUGUGUGGAUGUCAACAAAUGCACCUGCGUCGGUAGAUGGCAAGGAGCUCGUUGCCAGAUAGAGCCGGUUCAGUGUCACAAACCUUGUAGGAAUGGUGGAGUGUGUGUGGGCCUCAACAGGUGCCGCUGCGCCAAAGGAUUUACUGGAAGUCUCUGUGAAACGGCGGUGACCACCCCCUGUGUGCCGCCCUGCCGCCACGGGGCCACAUGCAGUCCUCACAACAGCUGCACCUGUCCAGAGGGCACGGCCGGCCUGCGCUGUGAGAGACUGACGUGUCCCGUGGUCACCACGGUGGUCAGUAUGGCUCGAGCCGUACGAAAGGCAUUCAGGGAGAGUUACAUUGACCGCUGUGGACCUCUGGGAGUGCAGCUGUGCACUAAAUACAGGAUGAACCAGGCACGCGUGUACCUGCAGGCCUACAGGGUGGGCUACAAAAUCCAGUGUCCAGAGAAGAAGGGCAGAUGAGUCACGAUGUUCAAACGCUCCACGCCGUGAGGAAGCAGACAGGAAGUGCAACGAGACGAGCUGUGAACUGUAACGUGUAUUCAGUGAGAAGGCCUCUACUUUUUUGAUCUGACAUAAGUUGACAAUUAUCUUUCGAUCCUUUCUGUACGCGAUCUUGUUUACAUCAUAUGAGAAAUAUUCCUCGCUAUAUAAAAUGCGCAACGUUUUUUUUCUCAUUAUUUGUCAUGUUUGUAUAUGUCGAAUGAAAG
Cyclopterus lumpus (lumpfish) is the source of this 2540-nucleotide messenger RNA. Its product is annotated as fibrillin-3. NCBI's taxonomy places the organism in Eukaryota, Metazoa, Chordata, Actinopteri, Perciformes, Cyclopteridae. The transcript has 21 exons. Gene Ontology annotation, molecular function: calcium ion binding. The record is from RefSeq and is a predicted model, not a curated record. The coding region runs from base 1 to 2292 and encodes 763 amino acids.